Messenger RNA from Rattus norvegicus (Norway rat), 9924 nucleotides. The record is from RefSeq and is a predicted model, not a curated record. NCBI's taxonomy places the organism in Eukaryota, Metazoa, Chordata, Mammalia, Rodentia, Muridae.
UUUUUUUUCCGGAGCUGAGGACCGAACCCAGGGCCUUGUGCUUGCUAGGCAAGCGCUCUACCACUGAGCUAAAUCCCCAACCCCUAGUUGAAUAUUUUUAAACAGGGUCUUACUCUGUAACCCAGGCUAGCCUCUAACUCCCACUACAAUUCUCCUACCUCAGACUCCUAAGUGAUGGGAUUACAGACCCAGGCCAAUAUGCUAGGUUCAACCCUGCAUAUAGCACCUAGCUUUCGUGGGCCUUUGGAUCUCAGCUCCAGAAUGAAAGGCUACAUAGAGAAAUUCAGUCCCUGAAAUAAGAUUUUCAUAAAACAAAGGCUACAGUCCAUGACAGAGCUUCCCAAAGGUUAUCCCUAAUGCGAAAAGUGGAUCCUUUCCCUCCGAACUCCCUUUGCUCAUCCUUGGUGUGCAUUGCUUUGAUAAACAGGAUUUGCUUUCCUUCAGGUGGGUGUCAUGUAGCCCAGUCUGACUUGAAUUCACUAUAUACCAAGAAUAUCCUUAAAAUCUUUUUUUUUAAUGUAUGAGUACACUCUCACUCUCUUCAGACAAAGCAGAAGAAGGCAUCAUCAGAUCCCAUUAUAGAUGGUUGUGAGCCACCAUGUGAUUGCUGGGAAUUGAACUCAGGACCUCUGCAAGAGCAGUCAGUGCUCUUAACCUCUGAGCACAGUGAUUUCAAGUUGUUCUCUCCAGCCCUGGCCUUGAACUCUUGAUCUUUUUGCCUAUCUCCAGCACAAGGAUUACCAGUGUGCACCACCAUGCUGAGUUCAUGCAAUCCUGGGAUGGAACCCAGAGCAUCCUGCUUGCUAGAAACACACUGUCAACUGAGGUCCGUCUGAAGCCCCACAAUUCAUCCAUUGUUUAAUCCCAAGACAAGCUCACAGUGUGUAGAAUGUUAUAUACGUAGUCCGUGAAGUGUUUAUCACUGUGUGCUUACUGCUUUGCCAAGAUGUAGGACUGUUUCAUAAAGGAAAAUCCACCGAUAGGAUAAAAGGAUAAACAGGGGACAAACAAGAUGGCUAUAGGGGAUAGGUGUUUGCCACCAAUCCCAAGUCCCAGGAUCCCCACAUGGGGUGGGGGCAGGAGAGAACAGAUACCUGCAAGUUGUCCUCUGACCUCCAAACCGAUUCUGUAUCAUGGGCAUGUCCCCACACAUUCACACAAAAUAAAUGUAAGUAAAUAAAAUGGGGCAUCCAGAAAAGAGCCUUGCAGAGGUCUCCACUACAGUCACCAAGAAGGCCAGUAGUCAGCUGGCCUCUUGCUUUUGGUGAACAUGCAGCCCAUGUGCUCAGGGACACGCCUCCUGUUGUUUAGAACCCAAGCAAACCCAAAAGUGGAUGCUUCAUAACGGGAUACAUCUGCAAGAUCCAUAAACCUCAGCUUGCAGUCGCCAGGUCAGUCUCUCAGGUCCAGUCUCACUAAAGCAGAGCCUGGGCAGAGAGACACUGGUUACUCACAAGGAGGGGCCUGACUUCCUGGUAUAAACGAAGCAAAGUCAGUCCAACCCUGGGGAGCUGAGACAAGAUGUGAGGACGUGUGUGUCUUAACAUACAAACCACAGCCAGGUAGUGGUGGCAAAGGUCUUUAACCCCAGCACUGAAGAAGCAGAGGCAGGUGGAUCUCUGUGAGUUCGAGGUUUGCCUGUGGUACAGAGUGAGCUCCAGGACUACACAGCCAAGGCUACACAGAGAGACUCUAUCUCAAAAAAGCAAGUUAAGAAAAAAAUGUGGACUGUGGAAGACAAAAUGAAAAAGGGUGAAGACAGUUCACAGAUGCUAAAGUAUUUUUCCAGACUAAAUAUUCUGGCAAGGAGCUCCUACCUGAGUGGGAUGAUGUCAUUAGGUGUGAAGGGAAAAUAGGCCCAACAAAUGAAUAGAGAGCAGAUGUGACUGCGUACUGUCGUCAGUACAGCAUCAUGAGUGCUGAGGCUGGAGUAUCAAAAGUCCCAGGCCAGCCUGGGCAACAGCCUGAAACAGUAUCAAAAUAACAAUUCAAAAUAAUUUUAUGGGGGCUGGGGAUUUAGCUCAGUGGUAGAGCGCUUACCUAGGAAGCGCAAGGCCCUGGGUUCGGUCCCAGCUCCGGAAAAAAAGAACCAAAAAAAAAUAAUAAUAAUUUUAUGUUAUUACUCAAGGGUGGAGACCUUUCCCCCAGUGAGGGCCUGGGGGCGUGGCUCAGUGGUAGAGCCCCUGCCUAGAAUCCUCCAGGGAGGGGCUGGGGUGUGGCUCAGUGGUAGAGCCCCUGCCUAGAAUCCCCCAGUGAGGGGCUGGGGCGUGGCUCAGUGGUAGAGCCCCUGCCUAGAAUCCCCCAGUGAGGGGCUGGGGGCGUGGCUCGGUGUAGAGCACCUGCCCACUAGCCACAAGCCCAAGUACUGCAAGGAAAACUUAAAAAUCAACCUCCUUUAGCCGUGCGGGGGCGCUCGUCUGCCAUGCCAGCACUCAGGAGGAGCAGGAUUUCAAGAGUAGCCAGGGUUGCAGUUUGACACUCUACCUCACAAAAGAGGCCUGGAUGGAUCCCUCAACUUUCUAAGACUACAUUUAGGAGGCAGCCAAAAAGCCAGAAGGGCAUGGCCGUGCACACUUUUAAUCCUACCACACCAAAGGCAGACGAAGGGAGAUCUCUGUGAGUUUGAGGCCAGCCUGGUCUACACAGCUAGUUCCAGGUUGACAUAGUGAAACCCUAGUUCGAAAGAAAAGAGUAGCCCAAAGAAAUAAGUCUUCUUUGGUAUAAGAUUGGGAACAAGGAGUUGGGCAUGGUGGCGCAUACCUUUGAUCUCAGCACGCAGUAGGCAUGCGCAGGUGAAUACAGUUUACCUGGUGUACACAGUGGGUUCCAGACCUGCCAGAGCUACGUGUACACGGUGAGACCUUAUCCCAAAGGGAAAAAAGGAAAAAGAAAAAGUGUGCCGGGGCGAUGUCUCACUCAUUAAGAGUGCUUGCUGCUCUUGCAAAGGACUCAAAUUCGAUUCCCAGGUCCCCCCACAUCAGGUGCUCACAACCACCUAAGAACUCCAGCUUCAGAAAAUCUGACAUAGACAUCUCGUCUCCAAGGGCCCCUGAACAUAUGUGGCAUUAGCUCAUACACACGUGCACACAUACAAAUAAAUAAAAGUUAAAAAAAAAAAUCUUCAAAAAUCGCAGCCAAGAGGACGGCUACAGUAUGGAUCAUGACCACUAGGUGGCGGUGCUUGCCCAUCAAUUUGGUUCCCGUUUGCGACAAGGGGAACAGGCAGGGUUCUGAAUGAGAUUUAAAAUUGCAGUCAGAAGCAGGGAGUGUGGCGCAGUGGUAACGUGCUCACCAAGCAUAUGCAAGUUCUUGAAUUCUAACCAUAGCCCCACCAAGGUAAACGUCUGUGGUCUUUGAAACAGAGUCUAAUGUAGCUCUGGCCGGUAUGGAACUUGCUAUGUUGCUUGAACUCCUGAUUCCCCUGCCUCCACCUCCUGGAUGCCAGGAUCACAGGCAAGCACUACCAAAUCCAGUGUCAAUUCUAAAACAUAUGUUUCAUUUAUGUAUUUGGAGAUGGGGUGAAUGUACACCACAGUAUACGUGCAGAAGUUAGGAAACAUCUUUAGGGAGUCACGUCUCUCCCUCCACUGUAUAGGUUCCAAGAAUGGGUUCGAGAAGUUCAGACUGAAAAGACAUCUGUAUUUAUCCUCUGGGCCAUCUCCCCACGCCACAAUUAAAAGCUGUUCAUAGACUUCUUUUCUUUUUGAAACAAGACCUGACUGUAUGGCCUUGGCUCGCCUGGAACCCGUUAUGUAAAGCAGAUUGAUGUGGAACUCAGUGUUCACCUGUCUUUGCCCCUGAAGUGCUGGGACUGAGGCCAAAUGGAUGUCUCAUAUUGUCUAUCCCAAACGCAACCUCGGUGUUCGAAAUACUACUAUGACAAAGCUGAGAUGGUGGCACAAGCUUGUCUUCUCAGCCCUUGGGAGGCAGAGGCAGAAGGAUCAGUUCAUGGCCAUCCUUGGCUACAUAGUGAGUUUGAGGCCAGCCUGGGAUACAGGAGACCUUGUCUCAAAAUCAAGCAGGGGAAGGAAAAGAGAAAAUCAGUAGAGCCUAUGACAAGGUCCCGGCUGCUGCGUCGUAUGUUCUAAUUUUUAUUCAAGGUUCCCUGCUUUGUUCUCUGUUCCUUUCUCACAAAACUGUCUUUGCUACUCAUAACAUUUACUUCCAUGAAAAUUUAAAAGUCAACUUGUCAAGCAGCAUUAAUAAAAAUCCCACUGGGUUUUAUUAUUUGAGAUUGCAUUAAGCGCCUGAGUUAAUUGAGAGACGCUAACUACGGCAUUUCAACCUUGAGUGCUCCUACUCACGAAGGGCAGCAUUCACGAGUGUCAAUAAGGGCGCAGGUCUGAAUGGACCCUGCACUCUGCUUGUUGCUAAACACUGUCCAUGUUUCUUACUUUAGCCUUUCUUGCUGAUAGUUAUUUUUUAUGAGCAAUUGGUAUCUUAUUUAUUACUUUUGAGACAGGGUCUCAUUUGCAGCUCUGGCUGACCUGAAACUUGCUAUGUAAACCAGGCUGGCCUUGAACUCACAGAGAUCUCCUGCCUCUGCCUCCGAGUAGUGUUUAUUUAAUUUUAGGAGGUGCGUGCUCGUAUGUUCAAAUGGAGUCCAGAUGGCACCACCCACUUGUGUGUGUCAGCUUCCUCCCCUGCCCCCACUUUUUUUUUUUUUUUAAUUUUCAAGAUGGGGUUUCUCUGUGUAGCCCUGGCUGUCCUGGGACUUGCUGUGUAGACCAGGUUGGCUCCAACUCAAGAGAUCCACCUGCCUCUGCCUUUCUGGUACUGGGAUUAAAGAAGUGUACUACCACCACCUGACUAUUUUUAAUAAAUUAGGAUAUAUUUACUCAGAUAUAGUAGCCUAAGUCUUUAACCCCAGCAUUCAGGAGGCAGUUGGAUAGACCCUGUCUCCUGUGACCUGUGACCUUGACAUAGGGAGGACAGGAGGAAAUGGGGAUCAGUUGGGCCAUGUUGUCCUCCUGAGGUUCUUCAUCUCCCAAGUGGAGAUGUCAAGAGCAACGCAGAUCUCACGUUCAGAGGAAUGGUCUAGACCAAACACGAGUACAUCGCCAGUUUGGGUGCUUCGUUUGGUUUGUUAUUGGUUUUUGGUUUGUUUUUUUUUUUCCGGGGCUGGGGAUUGAACCCAGGACCUUGCGCUUCCUAGGCAAGCGCUCUACCACUAAGCCAAAUCCCCAACCCCGUUAUUGUUUUUUUGAGACAGGGUUUCUGUGUAGCCCUGGCUGUCACAGAACUUGCUCUGUAGAUCAUGCUGGCCUUGAACUCAGAGAUCCGCCUGCCUUUGCCUCCAGAGUGCUGGGAUUAAAGGCCUAUACCACCACCCAACACAGAAAUGAUAUUUAAUAACCCUGAGACUAGGUAAGAUAAGUGAAGGACUGAGGGCAGGCAGCAAAGAGAUUCGAGGCAGAAAGUAGGAAACGUUGCAGCAAUCUAGCCACCAAGCACGGUGCCAUGCUUGACACAGACGCUGGGAAUCCAACUUUGGUCUUCUGAAAGCACACGACCAGCUGAGGCCACUUCUCCAACCCCCUUUCAAGUAAAUUUUAAAGCAAGAAACUGAAACUCUUAUAAAGUGGGACUGGAGAGAUGGCUCAGCGGUUAAGAACACUUUCUGCUUUUGCAAGGGACACAAGAUCAGUUUCUGGCAUCCAUACCAUUUAUAACUCCGGGUUCAGAAGAUAUCAUGACCUCUUCUGGCCUUUCUGCGCUGCAUGUGCACUGGCUGACAAAAUACUUAAAGCAGACGGUGCCUUGGGAAUAGCUCCUGAGAUACGCAUCCACACAAACACAUGAACAUAUAACUGACACAGGCCUAAGAAAAUUUUAAAGGAAACGCAACGCCCAGAUUCCAAAGGGGGUAUGGUGGCACAGGCCUUUAAUCCCAACACUCGGGAGGCAGAGCCAAGUGGAUCUGAGUUCGAAGCCAGCCUGGUCUACAGUGCGAGUCCCAGGGUAGCCAAGGCUACAAAACAAACUGUCUCGAAAACAAAAAAUGGAUACUGACUGCCUGCGUACGUAACACUUGAGGUGUCCUCUUGCCACCACAUGCACACACCCACGCACAACCAAGUUUUUAAAAGCUAUGUCUACCAAGAAAGGCCAUGCACAUUCAGGGGAGGCGUGAAGACACGUGCAAGCCACGCACCCCAGCUGGCAGCCUCGCGGAAGCCGUGCUGAAGCGCACCGGAAGUGGCCGUCCCCAUUGGGGGUGCUUCGGACAGGCGCGGGAAGCCGACCUUCCAGGAAGCAAACAAAGACAAAAAAAAAAAAAUUAAAAGAGAAAAAAACUAAUAAAGACGAAAAAAGGAAAGGGAGCGUAAAGAGUCCGGUGGAGAGGAGGCGCCUCUGCCCACGCUCCCUCGACCCCCGUGCUCCGGUCGCCUGCCAAGGGCCGCUGCGCACGCGCAACCCAGGCUUCAGACCCCCGGUGCGGCCCGCACGGCAGGGCCUUCAGAAACAAUGGCCCAAGUAGCAGUGUCCACCCAGCCCAUGGGCAAUGAGUCCUCAGACGGCAGGAUGGUGGUGACGUUCCUCAUGUCUGCCCUGGAGUCCAUGUGUAAAGAGCUGGCCAAGUCCAAGGCUGAGGUGGCCUGCAUCGCUGUAUAUGAGACGGACGUGUACGUGGUGGGGACGGAGCGAGGCUGUGCCUUUGUCAAUGCCAGACAGGAUCUCCAGAAAGAUUUUGCACAGCACUGCCAGGGGGAAGGGCUGCCUGAAGAAAAGCCACUGUGUCUGGAAAACGGGGCAGCCUGCCCUGGAGAAGCCCAGCUGCUCAGAAGAGCGGUGCAGGACCAUUUCUGCCUUUGUUACCGUAAAGCACUGGGGACGACAGCCAUGGUCCCUGUUCCUUACGAGCAGAUGCUUCAGGAUGAGGCAGCCGUGGUGGUUCAGGGCCUCCCGGAAGGCCUGGUCUUCCAGCACCCUGACAAUUACAGCCUUGCCACCCUGAAGUGGAUCCUGGAGAACAGAGCCGGAAUCUCUUUCGUCGUAAAGAGACCUUUCCUAGGUGCAGAGAGCCAGCUGGGUGGUCUUGGGACGGUGACAGAUGCCGAGAGGCCGGCAGCGCCACCAAAUGACAGCUACGGUCCCGUCAGUGUGAAAACUGAACCCAUGGAAGAUUCCGGCACUUCGCCAAUGGCAGCGGCCGUGCUAAUCAAGACAGAGUCUGAAGAUCCUAAUUUCAGUCCGUGUAAUGCACAAGGAAGCCAGCAUCCUUCUGCCAGCAGUGAAGUCAUCGAAAUGGAGCUACCGUCUGCAGGGUCUACUCCAGUGGUCUCUUCAGAGACCAAUGAGGACGCCGAGGCUGAGGUGAAAAUGGAAGGAAACGCAAAUCCGUCCAGCACUGUAAACUCUGCGGCAGGCGUUGAGGACCUUAAGAUCAUACAGGUGACAGUCCCAGAUAAUGAGGAGGAGAGGCUCUCGGGCCUCGAGAAAAUUAAGCAACUGCGAGAACAAGUGAACGACCUCUUCAGCCGGAAGUUUGGGGAGGCGAUCGGAGUGGACUUCCCCGUGAAGGUCCCCUACAGGAAAAUCACCUUCAACCCCGGCUGUGUGGUGAUCGAUGGCAUGCCCCCGGGGGUGGUGUUCAAAGCCCCCGGAUACCUGGAGAUCAGCUCCAUGAGGAGGAUCCUGGAUGCUGCAGAUUUCAUCAAGUUCACCGUCAUUAGACCACUUCCUGGACUUGAACUCAGUAAUGGGCAAGCGAUAGGGAGUUGCCAAAUCACCAUCCCAUGUCUCUAUAAAGUGGGGAAACGGAAGAUAGACCAGGAGGGCCGCGUGUUUCAAGAGAAGUGGGAGCGAGCGUAUUUCUUCGUGGAGGUGCAGAACGUCCCCACGUGUCUGAUCUGCAAGCAGAGCGUGUCUGUAUCCAAGGAGUACAACCUGCGCCGCCACUACCAGACCAACCACAGCAGGCACUAUGACCAGUACUCCGGGCAGGCGCGGGAAGAGAAGCUUCGAGAGCUGAAGAGGGGACUGCGGAAGUAUCUCCUGGGGGCCUCGGAGAUCGUGUGUCCAGAGCCAACGCUCUCGAAUGCAAGUCCACCCACGAACUCCGUGGUGCAGCCGGUGGAAGACGUGGCCGGGAGCUUAUGGGAGAAGUUACGACAGAAAAUCCGGUCCUUUGUGGCAUACUCCAUCGCCAUCGAUGAGAUUACAGAUAUCAAUGACACCACCCAGCUGGCCAUCUUCAUCCGUGGCGUCGACGACAACUUCGACGUGUCCGAGGAACUUUUGGACACCGUGCCCAUGACAGGCGCCAAAUCCGGGAACGAGAUAUUCCUGCGCGUAGAGAAGAGUCUCAAGAAGUUCAGCAUCGAUUGGUCCAAGCUGGUGAGCGUGGCCUCCACGGGCACGCCGGCCAUGAUGGAUGCCAACAGCGGGCUGGUGACGAAGCUCAGAGCCAGGGCAGCUUUAUGUUGCAAGGGAGCCGACCUCAAGUCCGUGCGCUGUAUCAUUCACCCUGAGUGGCUGUGCGCGCAGAAUUUAAAGAUGGGCCACGUCAUGGACGUGGUGGUAGACUCGGUGAACUGGAUCUGCUCCCGGGGCCUGAACCACAGCGACUUCACAACGCUGCUCUACGAGCUGGACAGUCAGUACGGCAGCCUACUGUACCACACGGCCCUCAAGUGGCUGGGCCGAGGGCUGGUCCUCAGAAGGUUCUUCGAAUCAUUGGAGGAAAUAGACUCGUUCAUGUCUUCUCGGGGCAAACCUGUGCCACAGCUCAGCUCUCGGGACUGGAUCCUGGACCUGGCCUUCCUAGUGGACAUGACGACACACCUCAAUACCCUGGAUGCCUCCCUCCAAGGCCAUUCACAGAUCGUGACCCAGAUGUACGACUUCAUCCGGGCCUUCCUAGCGAAACUGUGCCUCUGGGAGACACAUCUGGCCAGGAACAACCUGGCCCACUUCCCCACGCUGAAAUCUGUUUCCCGGAGUGAGAGCGACGGGCUCAACUACAUCCCCAAGAUCGUAGAACUGAAGGCGGAGUUCCAGAAGCGCCUGUCGGAUUUCAAAUCUUGGGAGAGCGAGCUCACCCUGUUCAGCUCCCCUUUCUCCACCAAGAUUGACAGCGUGCGGGAGGAGCUCCAGAUGGAGGUGAUCGACCUGCAGUGUAACACGGUGCUGAGGACCAAGUUCGACAAGGUGGGCGUCCCGGACUUCUACAAGCAUCUAUGGAGCAGCUACCCCAAGUACAGGAGCCACUGUGCCAAGAUGCUGUCGAUGUUCAGCAGCACCCACAUCUGCGAGCAGCUCUUCUCCAUCAUGAAGCUGAGCAAGAAAGAGGCGCAGUGGGGCUCAGCGCUCCAGGCCGCAACGUGAGGGGGCGGAAGGCGGGAGCCUGUAAUUCCAGUACUGGGGAGGCCAAGGCAGGAAGAUCUGACUUCGAGUUUGAGGUCAGCCUGGGCUACCUAUCAAGACCCCAUUUCAAUAGAGAGAAAUUGCAGGAAGAGAAAAAGAAGGAAAUCUGGCCAUUCCUCCAUGUGGAGACCUAGAAUGUUCCAGACCUAAUAGGCUGUGAGACCAGAACAACAGACCAUUAAACCUCUUGCUUUAAUAAAGAUAACCAUUAAACCUCUCGGUUUAAUAAAGAUAAUGUUCGGGGCUGGGGAUUUAGCUCAGUGGUAGAGCGCUUACCUAGGAAGCGCAAGGCCCUGGGUUCGGUCCCCAGCUCCGAAAAAAAGAACCAAAAAAUAAAAUAAAAUAAAUAAAUAAAUAAAGAUAAUGUUCCCUCUGCCCCCACUUUGAAUUGGGAUGUUAAUUUACACAUCACACCUCUUCAGAUGACCUUUGACACCUGUCUGUUGUUCGGAAAAGCCCCUAACUGUUGUAGUUCCAGUCGCUGGCUGCUCUUGGCUUCACUGACCUGUACCACUCCUCCAUGCUGUACCGUUUCAAUAAACCCACUGUGAAAGA